This is a messenger RNA of Acaulospora morrowiae, 381 nucleotides long. Lineage: Eukaryota; Fungi; Glomeromycota; Glomeromycetes; Diversisporales; Acaulosporaceae. The record is from the annotation of a GenBank genome assembly.
AUGGUAUUCGGCAAGGUUGUACAUGUUGCAGUGGAUGCAGUUUUGGUGUCUGCUGUCUUGGCUGGCAUAAAACGUUCAAGCGGUCUAUCGCUCGUCACAAGCAAUAUUGAAAACCAAGAUCUUCGAAAAGCCGUUGAUAAAUUUCUCGAUGUAGGCGAAUGGGUGGUAGAUCAGGAAUUAAUAAGAGAGUCGUGUGGAAAGUUAGGUGUGAUUGCUGGCAACAAUUGUGAUAACAACGAUCAUAAUGCAAAGUCAAAAAAAAGGUCGGCGAAGAAAAUUUUAUGCAUAAUGCGGAACUCGGUUCCCAUGUACACCGCAGACUUAAAGAUAGUGUUCUUAGGCUUCGAAGGAUGGAUAUACAUUGAAUACAUGUCGGUAUAG